AUGAUGUUUCGAUUCAGUCUCCUUUUCUCUCUACUGGCACAUUGUUUGAACGCGCAAAACAUUAUCAAUGGCCAGAUUUUCACGCCUGGAAUCGCCAUUGUGGAUGCGCCGCAGCCUAAUACGCCACUAGGUGGUGAUACGUUGCAGGUAGCUCUUGACGUUUCUUCCGACGGGCAACUGCAGCUCCCACCAUACCCCGCGAAUCCUGUCUCUGCGAUAAACAACAUCACCAUUUACCUAUCGAGUUACACGACGGGCAAGAACUUCACGAUUUCGAAUGGCACUGCGGGCGCGGGGAACGCGAGUUUAGGGGCGAUCAUGCAGCAGGAGCCCGGGAGCACCGUCAAGCAUGUCAACUGGGUAUGGCCGGACUGUCUGGUUGGCGAUGGCGACCCAACUGGGUCCAACAGCUCCAGGGGUGUUUACAAUAUAUCCAUACGCCAGAACUUUCGAUUGAACGGAACAGAUCAGUACACUAUCUUUGACCUCCCGAUUCACGUCACGAACAAUAUACCCAAGGAGGGCAUUCGACCGUCUUGCGAUGCAUUGGAUAACCCUCUGAUAGACGAGGAAGCACUGGUUGCUUCUGCUAAUAAUUUCACCCGCAUAGCUGGGACUGCGAUACAGACAGGUGGAACAGGAGAGGGAUUGGGCAAGCCAAAACCGGAUGCACAACCUAAAGACGGAUUAGGUGGUGCAGGCGCCGUUGAUUGGCGGACUGGAAUCUAUUGCGCCUGGCUUGCCGUCUUUGUUUUCAUGCUUACUCUUUAG
Molecule: messenger RNA, 771 nt
Organism: Lachnellula hyalina
Lineage: Eukaryota; Fungi; Ascomycota; Leotiomycetes; Helotiales; Lachnaceae
Exons: 3
Coding region: 1-771 (256 amino acids)
Source: RefSeq, a predicted model, not a curated record